Messenger RNA from Triplophysa dalaica, 1937 nucleotides. It is a transcript of the gene pnp4b, whose product is annotated as purine nucleoside phosphorylase 4b. The record is from RefSeq and is a predicted model, not a curated record. NCBI's taxonomy places the organism in Eukaryota, Metazoa, Chordata, Actinopteri, Cypriniformes, Nemacheilidae. The transcript is spliced from 6 exons. Bases 100 to 1005 code for a protein of 301 amino acids. Gene Ontology annotation, molecular function: purine-nucleoside phosphorylase activity. Gene Ontology annotation, cellular component: cytoplasm. Gene Ontology annotation, biological process: nucleoside metabolic process.
UUACAGAGUGUACACCUUUUUUUCUCUCUCUUAUCUGUUCUCAUAGGAUACACUUUUUUUCUAGGUGCUGUCUGUUUGUGACUGCCAGAGGCUGAGAUCAUGCACACCAAGGAAAACUCAUGCUGCUGUUCAUUCGAGGACUGUAAACUGACUACAGAAUGGCUGCUGAGCAGGACGAGACACAGGCCGAAGAUCGCCAUCGUGUGUGGCUCGGGUCUGGGGCUCCUCGCGGAGAACGCCUCUAACAAACAGGACGUCCGCUAUGAGGAUAUUCCUAAUUUCCCAGUGAGCACAGUUCCUGGUCAUGAGGGGCGUCUUGUAUUUGGUAACAUCAAAGGCAAGUCCUGUGUCUUCAUGCAAGGAAGGUUUCACCUCUACGAGGGUUAUUCAAUGUGCAAGGUCACAUUCCCUGUUCGAAUCUUCAAGCUGAUGGGUGUGGAGACCAUUAUCGUGACAAAUGCCUCUGGAGGUCUUUGUCAGGAUUUUAAAGUGGGAGACAUCAUGGUUAUUAAGGAUCAUAUUAACUUGCCGGGGUUUGCUGGACAGCACCCGCUGUGUGGGCCCAAUGAUGAACGGUUUGGGAUCCGGUUUCCCUGUAUGUCUGAUGCUUACAGCAAAGCCCUGAGGAAGCUUGCUCUAGACAUCACUGCCGAGCUGGGCUACUCCAAUUUUGUGCGUGAGGGGGUCUACUGUAUGGUUAGCGGACCCAACUUUGAGACCAUCGCUGAGGCACGCAUGUUACACAUUUUGGGGAGCGAUUCUGUAGGCAUGAGCACGGUACCAGAGGUGACUGUAGCCAAGCACUGUGGACUGAGUGUCCUGGGCCUUUCGCUCAUCACCAAUAAGGUUUCUCUGGACUACAGCCGGGAGGAAAAGGUCAAUCACGAAGAAGUUCUGCAGAUCAGCAAAAUGAGAGCUGAGAUGCUUCAGAACGUGCUCAUGACAUUCAUCGCUCGCUCUCAUCAAGUGGAGACCAUCAAUAACAACAACCCCAAUGCUGUGUAGUGUCAAUCAGACCGAUGAAUCAAGGGAAGCAUCGACGUGCAUUUACAUUUAGUCAUUAAGCAGACGCUUUUAUCCAAAACGCGAUGAACUUAAAUGAUUCAUGUUAAGACGUUUAGACAGGGGCUCUCAAACCGGGACCAAUGGGCCCUAAGACGUAUCCAGGGUGUCACAGAUUGUGUGGCAUUUUUUAAAAUAUAGAAAUUUAUCAUAGAUUAUAUGCAAUCGAUCUUCAGAAAAAUACGACCACCAACCCAAAAAGUGAUGCUCCAGCAUUAUAUAACUAAAUAUGUUUUUGGUUUACUAAAUAUACAAGAUUGUAGAUCUUUAUUUGGCACCGCAAAGCGAUGCACUCUACACAAAGGGGCCUUACAACAACAAAGUUUGAGAGCCACUGGUUUAGACUGUUUAUCUUUAGUGCAUGUGGAUGGUUGAAACUUUCAUGUAUAUAGCAGACCUCCUAUGCUUUAGAGGGAAUGUACUUGAUCUCCAGCGGAUGAUUUUCAUCUUGUUUUUCUGUAUUCAACUUCGCAUUACAAGAAUGCAAAAGAGCAAAACUGUAAAUCAACAUACCUCUGUUGUUAUGAUGAUGCAGGAAUGUUAAAAAUCAACAUUUUUGAGAACCAAUAAAAUUAUAAUAAUACUGUGGACAGGUAACAGACUUAAUGCUUUCUCGAUGUGAUACAAAAAUCAUGUUUAUCUAUUCCUUCAUGUGAUUUAAGGUUUAACUUGAGAAACAAAAUGAUGUUCAGAGGAAUAUACAUAAUGUUGCUGGCGAAUCUAAAUGACUGCAGUUUUAAAUUGAUUGCUGUACACAGUUUUAAUAUACUUUUUUUCAUUUAUGAAACAUCAGCAAAAUCACUUUGCAUGAGCUGAAUAAUUAGUCCUAAUUCAUCCGAUGUUUAAAUUAAAUAAUAAAAUAUAGCUUUGCUUUA